AUGAAGUCGAUGAUCUCCGUUCUGGCUUUGAUGUUAACGCUUUCUAGUGCUGAAGGUUAGUAUCCAACGUAUUUUUAACUCUGAGAUUCAGGCGGGAAGUACUAAAUUUAGCCAAGUGACUGAAACAAGUGGUAAUACGGUCAUUGAGUUUUUGCAGAAACUCAUAAGGGCUUGAAUAACCCCUUAUGGGUUUCUGGUUUUUGUAAAUAACAGUUUUUGUCCUGGCUUUGCUCUCUUAAUUCCGAACCUUUUUCAACAAACGGAAGACUUUUGUUAGAAUAUCGAUUAUGACGAAACAAGCUACUUUUAUGCUGAAAAGGAAUUUAAAAAAAUAAUCCUGAAGUACAGAACUUUUGACUUAAUGCAUCAGUCAAUUCCACCUGCGCCCAGCCCCCCCAGGCUGACCCCCGGGCAUUAGCAUUUUUUUUUGCCUUGGAUGGCAAAUUUCCGGGGGGGGAACUCUUGAGCUGUCAAAUUCCCGGGGUGGGGACGAAAAAAAGAGGGCAAAUGCCCCGUCCUCCGUCAACACUGCAACAUUUUUUCAUUGAUCGCACAGUCAAAUAGGGCCGUUUUAAGCAUUUUAAUGUGAGAUUUUUUUGGUUUAAUUAACGUCUUCGUUUGUAAUAGCGCGAGGAUUCUAAUUAAGACUUCACGCCGCGACGACAUGCACCAGUUUUAAUAUGGUUUUAGUAUUGGUAUAAAAUUAUUGACAUUAAAAUUAAUAGAGCGCUGUAAAGUUAUAUGUUAUGAAUAGUUUUAUAAAUAUGAGAGGAUGUUCUUCAAAAUAAUAAUAUCAACAGAAAUUUGAUUCAAUAACCAAAAAACGUUGAUUCACAUCGAUAGCUCCAAUUUCGCUACGUAAUUCUGGCUUGAUAAGCAAUGAAGAAAUGCAUACAUACAUUUAAAAUCGAGAACAUGCCUUUACAACCCUCUACAAUUUAUUUCUGUCCUUGACAAAUGAGCCAAUCUGCUUUUCUUCCAGUAAAACCUUAUAUUCUGAUAGGAAACCACGUGCGUGUCAAAAGCUCGGGAUUGACCCGGGGAUUGGCAAAUGCCCGGCCCCCGGGCAGUGGAACAUUUGCAAAUGCCCCACCCCCGGGACUGACAAGGCGGGCAAAUGCCCCGCAGUUGCCCGGGGGGGGGGGCUGGGCGCAGGUGGAAUUGACUGAUGCAUAAACAUUACAAAACCUUUUCCCAGCAUAGAAACACUUACAAAAGCGUCUUUUCAGACUGGUUCUUUUAAUAAAAACAUAACAAACCUUUUCACCCAUUUUUAAUCUAAAUUUUCACAAACGAAUACGACCGAGUCAAACGUAUUCCCAACAAUGUUUUUCGGACCUCCUAUCAAAAACACCAUACUUUUCCCAGACUAAAGUCAGUCAAAGCUAAAAAAAGGUAGUUAGUAGAACCCUUGACCCUUUUUUGGGUAACUUUCUUAUAACUUUCCAUUAUUUUUAACCCCUUGAAAGCGACUACUUGUAUUUGAUACCUUCAUUCAUUGAUUAAUAGUAAUAAUAAUAAUAACAACAACAAACAAUGAUAAAAAAAUAAUGAAAGACUUUGCAAUGCAUAUAAGACUUUCCAAUCGAAAUCUUGCAAAGAAGUUUAUUAUUUACAAUUUACUUUUAUUUUUAUAGCGUCAUGUGUGUCAACCUCAGCACCACCAACCCCGCCACCCCCCACACCCCCACCUACACCUCCACCUACAACCAAACCACCAGCGAGUAAGUACCGGUAAAAAGUAUAACUAGAUCCGCUGGCUCCGAACAGGAUAAAGUUAAUCCUGUUAGAAUUAGCUGCACAAACAGAUGUUACUUAAAACGAACAACGGGGAAAAAAAAAAUCAAAAAUGAGAACAAAACCUGACUUGAACUCAGCCCUAUCAGUCACCUGAUUACCAAUUCUUUGUUUUAUUCCCACUUUUUCUUAGCCCGUUCCCCGGGUUCGUUUCCCGUUCUCCGUUUUAGUAAAGUACCACAUAAACAUGCAAAAUAGGCCUAUCGGAUGAAGGGCAUUGCUCGUGCAUGAAUAGAAAAAAAGUACUAGUUUGUUGAUACAGUAACUCCUUUAUUGACCAAGUUUGUUAUAUCUUACUCAGACUACACUAAUUUCAAUUUACGCCGACACUUUCAAUUGUUUGGCUCAUUUGCAGUAAGAUCUCAAAUUGCACCUUAUGAGCAACAGUAUAUACUGGUAAAGGUUUGCGCGUAAUUGAAGCAUAAUUUGUUUGACAAAUGGCGCUCACUUCAUUUUACUGACACUUACAUAAUCAUAAAUUUUUGAAAUUUUCACUUGUUUGAAUAUACCACUGUAGAGAAUGAAAGACCGCAAAACAGAGAAAAACAAAUUGCAGAAUUAGUAACUCAUAUUAGUCUAUACUCUCGGGGACAAUAUAGCUUUCAAACAAUCACACGAGUGCACAAAAAAUAACUCAGCUAUUGUGUAUGGAAAUGUUGCUUCCCAGAUCCUGCCUGUGAUUUCGAAAGGAAUUUGUGCGAAUGGCGGCAGAGCAAAUCGGAUCAGUUUGACUGGACACGCAAAUCAGGAAGAACGGCCUCUAGUAAUACAGGACCAUCAAGUGGACAUGGAGGAAAAGGUUAGGUUUAAUUAUAUGAUCUUUUAAAAGCAUUAUAAAGUACGUUAAGAAAAUAAAACACAAACAAGCCUCCGUUGGCUAAAUGUGGCUCUAGAUUGUUGAAGAAAAGACGAGGCAAACGCAAGCGUCUUCACCUGUUUAGGUAUGCUCCUGGUAUCCUUCGGCGAGGCUGUGAAUGACAAGAAGAUCGGAGAGGCAAAAAAAAGAUAAAAUAAAUUUCAACCGCUUUCUAUUUGUAGGAUUUAAAUUACUAAAGCUCUUGCUUAGGGAUAUCAGGGGCCCAUGAGUAGUCAUGGGCCCCUGGGAAUAUCUUUUAAGGGUAAGCUACUGACCCAGUUUGGUCUCCGGUGUUCAGUACUUGAUAAUUCUAACUGCCGACAAUCAUGCCGCCUGCUUCACAUGGAGUCACCCAACCGGAAGGGGUAGCCAAACACCAACGUCUUUCCGUCAGCCCUUAUUUGGCUCUAUACUAGGCAGGAACUUUGCACUUUCUUGCGAGCUUACUGGUGCAAGAAGUCAGAAGAAUAUUCUUACUUGAGAGCUAACACUUUUUUUAUACUGCUUAACCCUUUGGUGACGUUCGGCGAGUAGCCAAAAAAACGCAUUUUUCACAAAUGCCUCAUUUUUGGAAUGGUUUUUAGCUAAUUAUGGUACUUGGGUUAAUGUUUGCUGGGUAUGUGCCUCUGGCCUCUCAGAGCUCCUACCCCAUUAUAGUCUAUUCUUUCCAAUUAUAGACCCCGUCUUAUUCACUUUUUGGAAAAUGUAAUUUUCGCCAUCCCAACUAAGUCACUUUCUAUUAAUGCAUCUAUCUUAUCAACGUGGUAUCAAGCGGCGGAAUGUAAUGCGGUCAAUGCGAGCUUAUUGUUAAAUUUAAUAAACAACAACUUUCUGAAUUUUUAACCGAGAAUCUUCCCAUUUUGAAUCUCUACUUACCCCAAAAAUCCGAAAAUUUGCGACCCCAUCCUAGUAACUCUAUUGAAAGUGCAACCCCAUUAAAGUCACUCAAGUCGACCCCAUCAAGCGGCACAUCUCCAUUAGCCUCUUGUAAGGGAGUACCCCCCCGGAUCAGAAGUCAGAAGUCCGUAAAAAUCAGCUGAAUACACUGAACCGUUUUGACGGUUAAUACUACUCUGCACUUUUGACGGUUUACGGUUAAGUUUUAGGCCGUUUGACAGCUGACGGUUAACCAACUGAGACCAUCCUUAAAAAGCUUGCGACAGGGAAAGUUGAAAACUGCUCAUUACGCUAAAAACCCGCUAAUCUUAUUCUCUUCGCAGGCUAUUACAUCUACAUUGAGACAUCUAGCCCCAGACGUCUAAAUGACAAAGCAGUUCUUACGUUGAAGGGUGGCUCUUAUCAACAACCUAUGUGUCUUUCGUUUUUCUAUCAUAUGUAUGGACGAAACAUUAAUAGGCUCAACGUUUACAACAGAGGCGCUUUAGUUUGGUCCAAGGUUGGCCAGCAAGGAAAUGCAUGGAAGAAGGCUGAAGUGCCAAUCACAAGAUCGGUAGACGUAAGUUAAUGGAAAAUAAUUUUUCAUUUUGCUUCAAAUUCUUCACUGAUGUGAGCAACGCGUCUGGAUAAAGCACUUUUGGCCGAUUUUAUUUACAGUCUUUCUUUAAGUGUACGGAAUAUAAAAGCACACAGAAAUAUGACCGCUCUACUGACGCCCCACUGGAUGCAUGCCACUCUAUUCCAGUUUACUGUGAUUAUAUGGUUCCCUUUUUACUUGAGAAUUAUUUAAAACUAAGGAGAGAAAAUAAAGUAUAACAAUGAUAAAUAGUAAUUGAAAGAACAAGCAAAUGGUAUAGUCAUGAAGCACAUCGUGCACCAUGAUGUAGCGUUCUAAGACGUUUCAAAUAAACCUAGCUAAGCCUUAUGAAUUCACAUUCCCCGACCCUAGAUCCUUCUUUGUGCGCGGUUUAGCCUGAACGAGAUGAGGUGCGCGAAUGAAACAGAUCUAACAGUAGGUAUGUUGAUUUCUGACGGCAGUCUGCGUUUAUUUCUUAUAGCUCAAGAUUGAAGGAAUUCGUGGCAGUUCUUGGGCAGGAGAUAUUGCUAUAGAUGAUAUAUUAUUGUCUGCAGGCAGUUGUGGAAGUGUGAUACCUACCACACUUGGACCAACAGGUUAGCCAUGUGUGUUUAGAUUGUUAUAGCAGUUAUCUUCUAUCCUCCCCAGAGACUACCGCUGGGUAUUCCAAUAAACAUGGCAAUAAUUCCAAAAAAAUUAGUAAGCGCGCAGUGGGCGAUGGGACGUGGGAGAAGGCGGGAGCCUCCGCCUUUCUCUCUUUACCCUUCCCAUCGUCCUCUGGGCACUUUCAUUUUUCCCUCUCCCCAGUCCCCAUCCUUCCGAAGACACAACAAACCGACAAAGGAGAGAGGCAAAUAUCAACAACUUAAUUCUGUUUUUCUGAUACACUCUUUUUUUCUAUAAGAAUAUAUUUUAUAAGAAUAUCGAGGUUGAAAUUUGCGAAAUUUUAAGAAUAUUUUAAGAAUAAACUCGAGGCUGAGAUUUUGAAAAGAAUAUAAUUUUGUGUGUUCAAAAACUUAAAUACAAUACAAUUAUAUGUUUUCAACUUAUUCCAUUCUCUAAACGGUAAAACUUGCCAAGAAAACGAAAAAACCUGCUCCUACUAUAAUUGAUACCCCAAUAUAUUCUAAAUUGACGGAAAUGUCGUAAGCUAUAAUUUAAGAAUAAUACGAGUAUUAUACGAAUAUUUUCAGCCUACAAUCGGAAGAAAAAUAAGAAUAUUCAGCUUGGGCCGGAGAAACAACAUUCUUAUAUAAAAAGGGAGUGUAUGCAAGCAAUUCAGCGUGUUGCGCAAGUUUUAUUGCAACAUGGAUGCGCGUCGAUAUUGUGAACUUUGUUUGAUACUCUCAUAAUUAUUAAUCCGGAUCAGUCGCAUCAAGACCGCGCGCUUAGUACUUCUAGGCCUUCAGGUUAUCGACAGGAUGGGUUUUAGUUCAAUUAAGUUCCAAGGCUUCUAGUGAAGAGAAAAACAAGCAGACAGGCGUCUGCAUAUACGCAAACAAAGAUGCACUUAAAAAGUUGUGGUACAGCGUUUUGUUAUUAGGAACUUCAAGAUGUCUCACAAAUGAUUGUGAUAAAAAAAGGCUAUUAGAAGUUUUUGUCACUUUAGUCGCUACGGUGAUCACAGACAAGAAGGAUGACCUUUUUCUCAAUAAUGGGCGCUGAAAAAAGCAAUUGUCUCGUUUUAACAGGAAUUAUUUCAUCAGAAGCGGGUGUCCAUCUAGGGCAGAAGGUUGACUGUACAUUCAAAGUUUUGAACACUGUCUCGAUUGAAUUUUUAAUUCAGUAUAUUUAUACUUUGAAUAGUCGUACCUGGUUCAUGCGGUGCAUCACCUGUUACCCGUGUCAUCGGUGGAAUUGAUGCUAAAACUGGAAAUUGGCCUUGGCAGGUAACUAUCAUUUAUCUUCUUAGUUUUCGAAUCAAAUUUAUUUUAGCUGUGUUUAAUAUUGAAUGACGACCGAAGAAAUAGAAAACAGAAUUAGGAAAGAGGAAAUUGCUGAAAGAAGUUUAAACGCCUGAGUAACGUUGCUUUAACUGAAGUAGAAUUGUAUUUCAAAUAAAAGUUAAUUUGUUACCCGACUUAGGUACACGGUCUUAACUUGUCACAACACGGCUGUACGACCAAGAGAUGGGGAUAAGCUCACCGUUCGAUCACCUUAUCAUGGUUGAAAGACGCAACAUGUAUUUAGCCGAGUUGGUGUAGCCGAGUGGUUCUAAGCCAAAAUGACGCACUGAAGUUCAGUUCUUUCAUCGUGUCCUGCAGUCGUUAGGUUAUGGAUAAGCUUUUCAUUCUGGCCAAAAAAGGCAAUAUUCAACAGGAAGAAUUCAGUCGUUUCUUGGAGUUUCUGUUCUGAUUAAGUGAUGAUGGUAUUCUAUAUUAGCAGGAGCCCUUAUGGGCUCCUGAUAUUAGCUUAUUCGCAAUUGGGUAAAACAUCUGGAAGAUAUGACUUUAUUCUGUGAAACACUACACACUUAUUAUACCUUUAUUCUGUAAAGAAAGCGAUCGUUAGUGUUUUUGUGUAUUUUAGUUUAGUAUGACAUAAUGAAUCCGGGGGGGUACUCCCUUAUAUACGCCAUAUAGGGUAUGUGCCGCCCAAUAGGGUGGGGUUUUUGCGCUGUUUUGAUCUGAAAACGGGUACAGAUAUAGACUGCAUGCGCAGAACCUCAAAGGACUAAUUCUAAAUGUCCGUUACUCAAACGGCUGUCUUAUAGACAGACACCGUCUACAUAAUGUCGACUGUCUUUAAAAGUGGUUGCGACAUUCCUAGUACUAUUCAAACAUUUCCGAAAUAUCUUGGAAAUCUGUUUAUGCCCGGUAAACAAACCAACUACGCGACAGACAAGCCACGCGAUGAUUUCGUAAACGCUAAAAGCCAUGCAAGAGAGAAACCUUUGCUCUGUUUGGAAAAAAGUCAAAAAUCUUAGUUUGUACUGAGGAAUGGUCGAAACAGAAUGCCGAAAAAGCCGAAGAAUAUAUUCCGAAUAUUCGAAAAUUCUAUCCGACCUUCCUUCCGAACAAAUAUUUACCGAAAUCAGUACCCGUUGAGUGCCCCUGAUACCGUCUUAUAGAGUCUGUCUUAUAAUGUUAAGAGAGUCGACUGUUUAUAUCUACCGUCGGGUAAUCUGCCACCUAAAAGCCCCACCACUCAUAUAAGCCCCCCCGCCCCCCGCCAGUUAUGGACCCAUCAAAAACAAAACAUACUACCUAUUAUAAGCCUCCUCCAAAUGUAUUGAAAUGAGUUCUAUCUGUUAUGACGUUAUGAAGCUUAAUAAAAAAACCAAUAAAUGCAAAACGUAUUUUGAUCAGCACUGCUUUAGCUUGUUUCGAAGCGCUUUUUCUAAUCCGGUAAUAAGCCCCCUCGGAUAUGAGCCCCUCCCCUUGUAAUCCCUCCUAAAACCCUUUACUAAGAUCGGUAUAAUCCCAGGGCUCAAUUAGGCUGCAGUUUACGAGUUUAUACGUAGAUGUGAAAUUCCCCCUUCACUCACUCAUCACACCUUCAGGCCUGACCAAAAUCAAAACCAAAGUAUGGCCUUCAGCUGAAACAAUUCAUCAUUUACUUAAUGUUUUUAAAAGCCCCCUUUUAAGAGUUUUUCUGCUCUUAUUACUUUGUUAAGAUCGCUCUUCUGAAGGGAAGCUCAAAGUCGUUUAGCUGCGGUGGAUCUUUAAUUGCUCCUGACUGGAUUGUGACAGCGGCACACUGCAUUUCAUCCUUGUAAGCAUUAUCACGAACGUUUUUUAUAUGCAGAUUAUCCGGAGAUUGUAUAAGCACUUUUCCGCUGGGUCAGUAUAGUAAUUCAAAAACUUUGACUGUACAAUGAAUCAAUUGAUAAGAUAUAGUAGGAGUUCUAAUCGCCUUCUACCUGGGUAACCCCAAAAAACAUGUCGAGGGAGCCGUUUUUUGCAUCUUGAGUGGAAAGAGACAUUGCACAAAAAAUACUUUUGAUAUUGCAAACAAAUUGAUGACUGACACAAAUGAAAAUCGUCAGCGAACCCUAUUUCCGGUCGUCUCUUCUCUCCCUAGGUCUGUGUCUCGCAGGCUUUAAUCAGCUCCCCGUUUGUAAGCUGCACAACAACACACUGACACAGUGAAAAGAAAAGUUAUAAUCAUAUGAAUAAUGAAAGAACGGCAGACACCCAGUUAAAAAUGCCAUCGGCUAAUGAACCUCUUCGGGCUCUCCGAGUGAUCAAUCUUUUAAUUUUGUUUUUAAACCAGAUCAGGCUCGUAUUACACUAUUAGACUGGGAGACCAUGACAGAUAUAGCAAUGAAGGAACUGAAGAGGAUAUUCCAGGAAAAAGAGUAAUCAGGCAUCCGAGCUAUAACAAUCCAAGCCCAAUCAACAACGAUAUCGCCUUGAUACAGCUUGCACGACCAGCCAAAUUAAGUGCAAGAGUUGGUACAGUCUGCUUGCCUGCACACCAGGAAAACGUUCCUUCUUCUGCGAAAUGUUAUAUUACAGGUAAUGAAAACGGAAUUUUGUUUCUUAAUUUUCUUUAUUACUCUUGGUUUCUCAGAAAGUUUAUUAAUCUCUUUGAUUGUUAUCAUGAACAGGUCCUCUUUCGUGACUUAGUUUUGCGCAUGUCUGCUUUCAAAUGGAACUGAUGACAUAUUUCUAUCUUCUGCAAAACUAAGCUGAAGGGAUCAUGUAUUUUAUGUUUAAAAAAGUUGUUUUAACCGUGCACAAACGAAAGGUACUUCCCCAAUAACCUUUUCAUGGAUUUUCUCCUUCAAAAUAUCAUUUUUGAACCUACAGGCUGGGGCAAGAUCAAGCAUCCGGGAUCCUCACAUCGUAUUUUGCAGCAGGCCGUACUGCCUCCAGUAGCAAACGAUGUUUGCGCGAAGAAACUGGCCUCAUCACCAGGUAAUGCCACACGGUACAUGAACAAAAUCGGAAAUGCGAAUAUCUUGCCUUAUUUUACUGAUUCAAAAUCUGAGUAUCUAUGUGGCUUAGUUACAAGGCAAAGACGUAUCCAGUGAUCGAGGAAAGACAUGCACCAACACAGACCCAUUACAUUGAGAAAAAAUGUUUUGCCUAGGCUUUGCCUUUUACCUGAUAAGAUACUGAGAAUAACGAGUGGGAAAAAUACACAAAGAAACAAAAAAAGACUAGAAUUGUGUAAUCUUUAGUGCGCUCGAACGUUAAAAUAAAUGGAUUGCAGCGUUUUUCACCUACAAAGAUACAUUAAAAAAAAAAAUCAAAGAAUGUAAUGGAACGACUUUUUCUAAUUCUCAAGUAUUACAGACCGUAAGAUACAACAUAUCUUUGUAUGAGUAAGGAUAAAUUAGCUGCACCCGUAGUCGUAAAAAAUGUAGACUCCCUCUUACCCAGGAGAAACGGUAAACGGCAGAAAAAUUUUGUCAUCGCCUUAGUACAACUACGUGGCAAAGAUGUAAGCCUACUCUUACCAGUAGGUAAAAACGGUUUAUCUUAGGUCUCUGAUUUGUUGAUGUUUUAUCGUAGGCGCGGGCAGACUGAGAAUCACCGACCAAAUGAUUUGCGCGGGUAAGGAAGGAACCAACUUGAGUGGUUGCCAUGGCGACAGCGGUGGUCCUUACGUUUGCCAGUCAGCCAAUGGCAAAUGGUUUUUACAAGGCGCUGUAAGCUGGGGAUCCCCAAGAUGCUCUGCUCAAGAGCGCUACACUGUGUUUGCACGAGUAGCGCAGUUCAGAAACUGGAUAAACGGGUACGUCCGCGUGUAAUGUGAUGGACAUUAAGGAUAAACUAGUACACCCAAGUAUACUACGCUGGGUUGAAUAACAACGUUUGCAUACGUUGAGUAGUGUAGAAGAAAGAGA
Porites lobata is the source of this 9924-nucleotide messenger RNA. The record is from the annotation of a GenBank genome assembly. Lineage: Eukaryota; Metazoa; Cnidaria; Anthozoa; Scleractinia; Poritidae.